CAUGAAUAGAAGUCUGCGUUGUACCGAGUACUUAUGCAGGUUCCAGGAACAUGCUUUCUUGGUGGCUGACCAAAAUACACUAAACGAGCCAAGGUUGGCCGCAUAGAAUGCUAUUUUGAGUUGCAUCUCAUAGUCUAUGCAUGAUGCAGUGGCGGGCUUCUCACCACUAUUCCUCACUCUUUUCUUCCUCUCGACCGUUCGGCUUCGACGUUGGAUAAGGCCAUCUGCCAAACAGUUCUAUGCGAACGCUUACACCGUCUUAUACAGAGAAUAUAUAGAGAGGCUGGUAAUCCGACUCGACCACGAGCAUUUCUUGACGUGCUCUCUUGAUCUACCUCCCCCAGAAAUACCACCUUCCAUUCGCAGACCACGCGAUGAUCGAGGGCUCUGUGCUUUCUGUUUCGGCUCGUGCCUUGGAGAUCAUCCUCCAUGCAUCACCUCGGCCUGAGAAUGAACCAUGUCAAUAGUCGUGAUUAUUCCCACACGAUUGGGUUUAUUGGAUAAGUAAUAGCAACAAGCAUGUCAAUACAAUUGAUGCACUC
Messenger RNA from Aureobasidium pullulans EXF-150, 542 nucleotides. RefSeq lists its product as uncharacterized. Lineage: Eukaryota; Fungi; Ascomycota; Dothideomycetes; Dothideales; Saccotheciaceae. The transcript has a single exon. Bases 137 to 448 code for a protein of 103 amino acids. The record is from RefSeq and is a predicted model, not a curated record.